AUGGCUUACUAUUUGCACAAAAUAAUCUUCGUUGCUCUUGUUGUGGCAAUUGCAGUUCCCUCUUCAUUGGGCCGCAGAGAGAAGUCAGAUCUAGAAAAUGACCUAAGAGAUCUCUGCUCGCAGACAAAUAAAACAAAAAAAUGCUGGAACAUCAUCAAAUCCGAGUUCAGCAGAUUCAGCGAUGCGGAUGGCAACAAAGGCGUGGCCGGAGUCGUAAUCGACCUGGCAAUAGCAAAAUCCGACGAAAUUCACGACAAGCUCAACCAGCUCUACGACGAUUCGAAAAACGAUGAGUUGAAGGAAAAGUACCUGUCGUGCUCGAAGAACUAUAACGACGCCAGCCGCAACCUCGAUCUAGCGAGGAGAAACUUGGAUUCCGACGAUUACCGGAAUAUUUCUGUCCAGAUCGAUGAUACUAGUGACGAAUUGAAGAGCUGCAAGCAUGAAUUCAAAAAGGACUCGUUCGACCCGGCCCAUAUUAGAAACCGGAAUAAGGAGUUCAAAAUCUACGUGGAAAUUGUGAAAGUUGCCACCGACCGUUUGCUCCAGGAAAAUGACCAACCACAAGAAGGCAACAUUAAUUAA
Messenger RNA from Erythranthe guttata (spotted monkey flower), 585 nucleotides. Its product is annotated as pectinesterase inhibitor. NCBI's taxonomy places the organism in Eukaryota, Viridiplantae, Streptophyta, Magnoliopsida, Lamiales, Phrymaceae. Gene Ontology annotation, molecular function: pectinesterase inhibitor activity. Gene Ontology annotation, biological process: negative regulation of catalytic activity. The record is from RefSeq and is a predicted model, not a curated record.